This is a messenger RNA of Menidia menidia (Atlantic silverside), 345 nucleotides long. The record is from the annotation of a GenBank genome assembly. Lineage: Eukaryota; Metazoa; Chordata; Actinopteri; Atheriniformes; Atherinopsidae.
UUGAACAGUUGUGAAACCGCCUCUCUUCCUCCACUGACUGCAGACAUGGCAGACAAGACGCCUCCGAAGUCCGAAGCCCCAUAUGCAACCAGGAUAGAUCCAACUAAAGAUAGUCUUUCUCGCGAACAGAUGCAUUACAUUAGACAAGUAGAGCUUGCGCAGUGGAAGAAGAAGACGUCCAAGCUCCGAACACGAAACGUUGUGACGGGACUCGCCAUUGGAGCGAUCGUAAUGGGAAUCUACGGCUACACGUUUUAUUCAGUCUCUCAGGAGCGGAUCAUGGAUGAGAUGGAUGAGGAGGCCAAGCAAGCGAGACUGCAGGGACCAAAGUCCGGUGCCAACUGA